This is a messenger RNA of Oreochromis niloticus (Nile tilapia), 3543 nucleotides long. RefSeq lists its product as uncharacterized. The transcript has 2 exons. NCBI's taxonomy places the organism in Eukaryota, Metazoa, Chordata, Actinopteri, Cichliformes, Cichlidae. Bases 210 to 2357 code for a protein of 715 amino acids. The record is from RefSeq and is a predicted model, not a curated record. Gene Ontology annotation, molecular function: zinc ion binding; nucleic acid binding.
UAACAUAAAUGGGGGCUCGUCCCUUUUUGUUCGUGUGAUUGGUUCGCUUCCUUUUCGCUUUUGCGGUGGGGGAAGAGUCAUUGAGGGUGUGUGGGUAGACGGAGAGUUUCAUUCGUCUAUGCGUUAGGCGCGUGUUUUGCGGCCCUUUAGUGAGCGGAUGCUGUUAGUUGUCUGCAAAGUUGUGUUUUUCUUUUUUUGCUUUGCUCGUGAUGUCGUUUGACAUGGAUGAUUUUGCACAACAGCCCUCCAUUGAGAAGUUGGAGCGGUGCACAAAAGCGGAUUUGCUAUUAGUGGCUAAUUUAUUCAAUGUGGAUGUUCCGUUGAAUUCUAAGAAGGCGGAAAUUAAACAGUGUUUGGUGGACAAACUGGUGGACAGGGGAGUGUUUGGGAGAAUGAAAACUUCGCCGGGUGGGUCUGGGAGUUUGGAGACGGCGGUGGGGGCGGAAGCUGCUGGGGCCGUCCCGAAACCUUCCAAGGGGCGAAUGACGUCGGGGGCGGAGGCUCCUGUCGCCGUUCAGUCUCCUACAUUUGACCCGAUUAGCCAGGUUGCGGCGGGUUUGGUGACGGAGGAUCUUAAGCUUGCCCUUCGCUUGAAGGAGGUGGAGCUGGAGGCUAAGGCUAAGGAAGUUGAGCUCAUGCAUCUUCGCAUACGAGCUAUGGAGCUGGAUCCUUCUCGAGCGAGAGACGCUACUCCCGUCCCUGUGAGUACACUCCCCGACACUUCCACUGUUGACCAGUUUAACGCUAGCAAGCAAAUUGUUUUGGUACCUCCUUUUAGGGAGGGAGAGGUUGAUUCGUAUUUCACUGCUUUUGAGCGCAUCGCUACCACUUUAAAAUGGCCAAAGGAUGUCUGGAGUCUGUUGUUGCAAUGCAAAUUAGUAGGAAGAGCGCAGGAGGUUUGUGCGAGUCUUUCCAUUGCUGACAGUCUGGAUUAUGAGGUUGUCAAGGCCACUAUUUUGCGGGCUUAUGAAUUAGUCCCGGAGGCUUAUCGGCAAAAGUUUCGUGCCUGUAGCAAGUCCGACAGACAAACAUUUGUGGAGUUUGCACGUGAGAAAGCUGUCUUAUUUGAUAAGUGGCUGGCUGCCAGUAAAGUAAAGAACUUUACCGAGCUGAAGGAGUUGAUCCUGUUGGAGGAGUUUAAGACAUGUCUCCCUGAAAGUAUUGUGGUGUACCUUAAUGAACAGAAGGUGGAGUUACUGUCUAAAGCCGCUGUUCUUGCCGAUGAAUUUGUGUUAACCCAUCGCGCAUCACUCUCGACAGCACGCCGCGAGUGCGUUUCCCCGACUCAGCAUGCCAAAAGUUAUAGGGUUUCUCCUAAGCGACAGACGCGUUCUGCUGCUAUUCCUGUGUCAGACCGCAAAUGUUUCUAUUGUCAUGAAAUCGGUCACCUUGUCGCUGCUUGUCCAUCACUACAGCGCAAGGAGCAGGCUCACACGGUAAGGAAGCCGAAAAGUGUUGGUUUCGUUCGUUCUAUGUCUGCUUCCACUUCACCUGACAAUGAAGUGAGAAGUGACAGCCUUGAUGACAGCUACCGUCCUUUUGUGUCAGAAGGAUUUGUUUCUCUGAACGGAAAGGAGGAGGAUCGGGUGCCGAUCAUGAUUCUGCGUGACACCGGAGCCGCGCAGACACUUAUUUUGAGGGGUAUUUUGCCUUUUUCUGAUUUCUCUUUUUGUGGUUCGGAUGCUCUUGUCUGGGGAGUGAAAAUGGAUGUGUUGCGAGUACCGCUACACAAGGUGUUUCUCCAAUCGCCGCUCGUUUCGGGUCCGGUAACGGUUGGAGUGCGCGAUUAUCUGCCAGUGCCCGGUGUUGCGAUGAUUUUGGGGAAUGAUUUAGCAAAUGGGAAAGUGUUUUUCACCCCGAGAGUGGUUGAGGAUCCUGUGCCUGAUACUUUGAUAUCUGACCCUGCUGCGGAGUGCUCCCACUCUGUUUUUCCUGCCUGCGCAGUAACUCGCGCGCACAAGCGCAGGUAUGGCGACGUUGAUUUGUCGGAUUCUUUUCUCUGCGCUGGUGGUGAGCCGGAGCCUGAAUCUAAACCCCGUGACCCGCUAAUGGGCGACUCGGAGGCGAUGCUGUCUGCUAGCCCAUCCGUGACAUCUCAACUGCCUUCCGGAGUUAACAAAAAGGAUUUUGUUUUGGCACAACACAGUGACCCGACUCUGGUGGGUUGUUUUUCAGCUGCCCACUCUAGUGACCAGUACCCUCGUGUUUAUAGUGUUGAGGAUGAUGUGUUGAUGCGUACCUGGUAUCCGCCUGCAGCUGGUGAUCUGGGUUGGAAUGUGUCUAAGCAGGUUCUGGUGCCUCAACAGUGUGUCAACAGUUGCGACUGUGGGGGUGCCAGGUUUAGAAGCCCGGUAUGACCCCGUAAAUGAUGAUUUAGUUUUCGGUUGGGCGGAGGGCUGCGCACGUCUUAGAAACUCUGAAAUCCUAAGUGACCUCAGGUCCCAUCUAAAAGAUCUAGAUGAUGAUGUUCAAGAUGAUGUGUGUCAGUUGAUUGAGAAUCAUCUUGAUCUUUUCUCGGACACUCCAUCCUGUACUACCGUGCUGGAGCAUGACAUCGAUGUGGGGGGCCAUCCUCCAAUCAAGCAGCAUGCCUACCGGGUGAAUCCCACUAAACGUGCUCUUUUCCAGACAGAGGUCUCUUAUCUGUUGGAGAAUGGUCUUGCUGUUCCUAGCUCUAGCGCGUGGAGUUCCCCGUGUCUCCUAGUGCCUAAAGCGGACAAGACCCCACGGUUUUGUACAGAUUUUCGGAAGGUGAACAGCGUGACCAAGCCUGACUCAUAUCCUCUUCCCAGAAUGGAAGAUUGUGUUGAUAGGGUCGGUUCUGCGAAGUUUGUCACUAAGCUGGACUUGUUAAAGGGCUAUUGGCAAGUUCCUCUAACAUCACGUGCAGCCGAAAUCUCUGCUUUUGUCACUCCUGACCAUUUUCUGCAGUACACUGUCAUGCCUUUCGGGUUGCGCAACGCCCCUGCCACAUUCCAACGACUCAUGAACAUUGUGCUGGGAAGCGUUCGCAAGUGUGAAGUGUACCUAGAUGAUAUUGUCGUCUACUCAGACACCUGGUCAGAGCAUAUAGAAACACUCACUGACGUGUUCCAUCGCUUGGGAAGGGCAUCCCUUACCCUCAAUCUCGCCAAGUGUGAUUUCGGUAAAGCCAUGGUGACAUAUCUGGGGAAGCAGGUGGGUCAGGGCCAAGUGCGCCCUCUUCUGGCCAAAAUCCAAGCCAUACUGGACUUCCCUGCCCCUCGUACUAGGCGUGAGCUCCGCCGUUUUCUCGGCAUGGUGGGCUACUACCGGGGUUUCUGUCGAAAUUUCGCGGAGGUGGUCGCCCCCCUCACUAGCCUCACUAGUGUAUUGAAACCUUUUGUGUGGUCUUCUGUGUGUCAGAGUGCGUUCCUGGCUGUUAAAGCGCUCCUGUGCAGUGCGCCAGUGCUGGCUGCCCCUGAUUUUGCGCGCCCUUUUACAUUGGAGGUGGAUGCCAGUGCAAACGGAGCAGGUGCUGUACUGCUACAGGAAGACCAACAUGGUGUGGAUCACCCAAUCGGC